Molecule: messenger RNA, 891 nt
Organism: Salvelinus fontinalis (brook trout)
Lineage: Eukaryota; Metazoa; Chordata; Actinopteri; Salmoniformes; Salmonidae
Product: mannose-binding protein C-like
Exons: 4
Coding region: 1-759 (252 amino acids)
Cellular component (GO): rough endoplasmic reticulum; multivesicular body
Source: RefSeq, a predicted model, not a curated record
AUGGCGAUGCCCCGGUUGUUUCUCAGCAUUCUGCUGACCUCACAAUUGACUGUCUACCUGCCAAGUGAAGCCCAAAAGCAAACCCCUCCCCCUCACACUUCCAGCCCGAGCUGCCCAGCUUAUCCUGGUGUCCCUGGCAUACCUGGUCAUAACGGUCUGCCUGGGAGAGAUGGGAGGGAUGGGCAUGACGGAGUCACAGGACCCAAGGGAGAGAAAGGACACCCUGUAGGAAUAGGGGCACAGGGACACCCUGUUGAUGUGGGGCCAGCUGGACCUAAAGGGGAGAUAGGGGAGCCAGGAGAUGCAGGAGGCAACAGUGUGAUCAGCCAUUUACUCGCUGAGAUCCAACAGCUCAAAGACAGACAGGCUAAUCUUGAGAAAGCUGCAAGCUUCAGGGUCUUCCAGAAGGCAGGGGACAAAUAUUUAGUGUCCAAUGGAGUGCUGGGAAGUUUCGAUGAAGGUUUGAAGUUCUGCAAAAACUUUGGUGCGACGCUGGUCAUGCCAAGGAAUGAUGUGGAGAACCAAGCUCUUUCCAAAUUCAUUGUUGGUGCUUCUUAUGGUUUCCUGGGAGCAACAGACAGGAAAACAGAGGGUGUUUGGGUAGAUUUGAAUGAUGAGCCACUGACGUAUCUGGACUGGCACAGUGGAGAACCAAACAGUGGAGGUAAUGGUAUAGAAGACUGUAUUGCUACAACAAACUCUGGACCUUGGGUUGAUAUUACCUGUGAUGCAAACAUUGUUAUAAUAUGUGAAAUUUAAACAUUUAAAGAUGGGAUUUUUUUCCAUAAAAUCAUUGACCUACAUUUUGAUUGCUACUAAAUGAAUUUUCGAGCAAAUUAUCUUACCAAAUCUUACAUCCAGCAGACACUGUUUAUGAGAGCUGCAAAUUAU